GUUUGUCCAGCUGGGGACGCCACAGGACGCAGAGAUGCUGGUGAAGUAUUACAGUGUAAACCCACUCACCAUAAAGGGGCGACCCAUACGCCUCAACAUCUGUGCCAAGUACAAAACACUGAAUGUGAACCGCAGACAGGUCGGGUCUGCCGGAGACAGUCGGGGCCAGAGGAACAGCUCCACUGGAUCCAGGACCUCCUCCAACUCCAGAACCUCCUCGUCCAGCGCCAGGACCAGAGAGGAGGAGGAGAUCAAAGCAAAGGCUGAGGAGAAACCUGCAGAGGAGGGGGAGGAGGUGUCUGGAGUGUUGGAGGGGGAGGAGCAGGUAACCGAUGGAGACGAAAAGGCGGAGACAGUGGAGGAGCCUUCAGGAGAUGUUCAGGAGGUCCCCGAUGAUGUCACCGACAACACACCUGAACCUGUCGGGGGGGCAGAAGGUGAGGCCCAGCAGGGGGCAGAGUCAGAGGAUCCAACAGAAACCGAAGAUUCGGCCGAGAAACACGAGAUCAAAGAAGAACCGACUGAACCUGGAGAGAGUUCAGAUGCGGUGGAGGAGGAGCCUCCUGCGGACGAGCUCGAUCAGGACUUCAUGGAGAACAUGGAGGACUUUGUGACGUUGGACGAAGUCGCUGAAGACGAGGACGAAGAGCUCAGAGACUCCGACACCUUCGACAACACGAGGGGGGGGGUACGUAUCCGUCACAGUUGUUCUUGUUCUCACAUUAUUCUCACACACUGACGUCAUCACCAAUGUGGGCGUCGUCAACCUAUACUGGACUCUGAUUGGUUUGUAGACGGCGCCUGACGUGGGCGUGUUGUCAGUUGGGGGGGGGGGGCAGUAGUCUUCUGUUUGAACAUAGGAAAUGAAUGAAGCUUCACUUGGUUGCCAUGGUUACAUCAUGAUGGCAUCACUAGCAGCAUCAGCACCUUCAGGCGCACUAAUGAGG
This is a messenger RNA of Paralichthys olivaceus (Japanese flounder), 947 nucleotides long. NCBI's taxonomy places the organism in Eukaryota, Metazoa, Chordata, Actinopteri, Pleuronectiformes, Paralichthyidae. The record is from RefSeq and is a predicted model, not a curated record.